This is a messenger RNA of Saprolegnia diclina VS20, 538 nucleotides long. RefSeq lists its product as hypothetical. The coding region runs from base 32 to 391 and encodes 119 amino acids. NCBI's taxonomy places the organism in Eukaryota, Oomycota, Saprolegniomycetes, Saprolegniales, Saprolegniaceae. The record is from RefSeq and is a predicted model, not a curated record. The transcript has a single exon.
CGCUGCCACCUCUCCGGAUACCCUGCCACAGAUGCGCAGCGCGGCCGAGCUCGCUGCCGCCCAGCUGGCCGCGUACAACGCCAAGGACCUCGACGCCUUCUGCGCCUGCUACAGCGACGACGUCGUCGUGCUGAAGCUGCCCAACACGACGCCCGCGCUCGUCGGGAAGGACCAGUUCCGUGCCAACUACGUCGCGACGUUUGCCAACCCCGUGAUCCAAGCGCACGUCCCCACGCGUCUGCCGCUGGGCAAGACUCAGUGCCUCGACCACGAGAUUUGCGUCCGAUCCGCCGACCCGAGCGUGCCGCCCAUGGAGCUCAUGGUUAUGUACGAAGCCAAAGACGACCGCAUCAUCAAGGCCACCUUCUUCUUCCGGAACGACAAUGCGUAGCUCUGCGCACGAGAGACGCUCGUAGCAUUUGCCCGUAGCUGCAGUACGCGAGACGCUGUGCAUCAACCCGACGAGUCGCCCUAGCGUCAACAAGUUGAUAGCAGUGUAUCUCGCCAUUUUUCCGCCACGUCAAGUGUCUUCUUAGCC